This is a messenger RNA of Ramularia collo-cygni, 2682 nucleotides long. RefSeq lists its product as uncharacterized. The transcript has 4 exons. The record is from RefSeq and is a predicted model, not a curated record. The coding region runs from base 1 to 2682 and encodes 893 amino acids. Lineage: Eukaryota; Fungi; Ascomycota; Dothideomycetes; Mycosphaerellales; Mycosphaerellaceae.
AUGGUGUUUACUCCCAUCUUGCUGCUGCUCGCGGCGCAAUUUUGCGGGAGAGUGACUUGUGCUUUGUCUUACGGAAAUGCGACCUAUGGACAGACUAUGACCUAUGGCAACAACACCUACGCAGAAACAUACCUCACCCCGACCGCCCACGGAACAUCAUGGACCUGGUCCCAAGCCAUAACGCCCGCGAUCCUCGGAACAGUCUUCGUGGUCAUCAACGACCACAACCAAACAAUCACUAGCACCUCUACCAACAGCGCCGCAGUCGCCAACAACACCCAAUACCUCAAGAACGGCACCUUGAGCCUCCUCACCCGCACCGAUGUGAACGAAUUCGGAACAGUCACAGGGAUCGUUCCCACUGCUCUUGCGGGCCAUACCGCCAUCACUUAUCCAACUCCAUAUUUUACGGUCGUCGAUCCCAUUUCCUGGGAGGGUCUCUUCCCAGAGGUGCAAAAUAGCGCAACAUGUUGCAAUCCAAUCCUCAACACAAAGUCCGCCAUCCCGCAGAAUCACUAUUCCUUUCCUCCCCUGACGGGCAGCACCAACCCGGCCGAUCCGCGAGGUUGGCUAUAUGCCUUGCAGACACACAAUCCAGUAGUCAAACUUAGCGGUUCCCAAAACCUUUCGUCGCUCUUUGCUCCCGCGACCAUUGCAAGCGUAAGGCAACACUGUCCGUACGCCUUGUGUCCCGAGCAGUCGACCGUUGCCGGUGCAACAGCGGCUCAGAUGGCCGGCGCUUUGCUUGAGACCUCGACGGUUCGUGUGACGGGGUCCUUCACAGAUUCGGCAUCGCCAGCAGCCACGCCGACGAAGCAGAGUGGAGAGACUUCAAAGACUUCGGCUAAGCUGCCAGAGGAAACUAAUCGUGUGCCAACGCCUGCGACAAAGGUGUCCACGACGGCUAAUCGAGCUCCAACCCCCGUUGUGCAGGAUUCAACAGAAGCCCCAUCAGAACCAUUGCCAUCAGGUCCGACAUCCGCACAACGAGACUCCGAAGUCCCCGUGAAGCCUAGUCCUGCAGUAUUGCCAACUUCCCAAACGUCAGCAACAAACAUUGGUGUUGCACUGGGUCAAUUGUUAGACACCAAAGUACCGACCGGCACCGAUACCACAACUGCCACCAAGGUUGGAGCUACAGCCGCGCAGGAAGCAUCAAAUUUGUUGACGAUAGACUCCAACUUUAAUAUAAUCCCACCAAAGUCCGCGACCACGCAGCGGGCAUCCAAGGAGCUUGAUCCACCCCUGGUUACGGAUAUCCCGUCAGAGUCGAGAACAAAUAUUGGAGAUGUGAUUGCAUCGUUGUUGCAGUCUGCUGAACCCAAUCCAGACGCUGAGACGCAGCAGUCUAGCGUAUUUGAGCCUCCCCAAGUAGCGGUCGGAUCAACAAGUCUGGCUCUACAAGCAACGCAGCUGGCAACAACGGUAUCCGGAGUCUCCACCGAUAUACCCGCAGUCAUCGUGGGCUCCCAAACAGUCGCAAUGGGAGCUUCCAACUCGGUUGAUGGCAUCCCAGUAGCCGUCGUGACAUCUGGAAGUCAAACCGCAGUAGUCAUCGACGGAAGUUCCACAAACAUCCUGCCUCAAGCAACCCCCUCGCAAGAAGUGGCAUCCCCACAGCCCAUCGUGAUAGGAAGCAGCACGAUAACCGCCAAUUCGGAAUCUCAGUACAUCAUCGCCGGCCAGACAUUACAGCCAGGAUCCUCGAUCACGAUUGGGAACACCCCGAUAGCUUUGCAAACAGAUGGACCAGAUGGUAGCGUGCUGGUAGUGGGAUCCUCUUCGUCGGUUUUGCAGCAGCCACAGCAGCAGGCACAGACAGCCAUACCACCACCUAUCAUCGUCGGAAGCAGCACCAUAACUGCCAAUUCGAACUCUCAGUACAUUGUUGCCGGCCAGACCUUGCAGCCGGGAUCUUCAAUCACCAUCGGCAACACACCAAUUGGUCUACAAACGGAUGGACCUUCGGGAACACUUCUCGUAGUAGGAACCUCCUCCUCAUUAUUGCAACAACAGCAACCAAAACCAUCAGAAAAAGCAGUGCCCAUUARAGUUGGCGGAAGCACCAUCUCCGCAAAUUCCGCUUCGGAGUACAUCGUAGCAGGCCAGACUCUCAAACCCGGUUCCUCAAUCACAGUAGUAGGAAGUGGAUCCUCAACUUCUGUGAUUCAGCUUCAAACAAGCGGCUCAGAAACGAUUCUCGUCAUCGGUUCUUCAUCCUCCGCCUUGCAACAACAACAGCCAACGACCGAGGUCUUGACCAUCGGUCCAGCGAAGAUCACGCCCCUCGCAAACUCCGAGUAUCUGGUGGGCUCACAGACGCUUACGCCAGGUGCUUCGGGUAUAACGGUUUCCGGGGUGGAGUACAGUCUUGCUUCCGAUGGGGGAGAAUUGGUCGCGGGGUCAAGCACACAGACUUUGACCAGCGAGGGGGAUGUUGGAGGAUAUAUCUGGAGUGCGUUGGGUGGAAGCAGCAGCAGCCGCAGCAGCAGCAGUGGGAAGAGCAGUGCCUCCACGACCAGGGAAGCUAGUACGACUACACCCUCCACAGUAUCGAGUACGUCUGCGAGUUCAGCGCAGACCGGUGCGACUGAGACCCUCAAGGCUGGCGCUGCGGAGCUUCUUGUGCGGCCGAUAUGUUUGUGGGUUCCGGUCGUCUUGCUGUUCGGGAGUUUGAUUUAA